UCCGGCCAUUAUGCCAUCGAAUCCUUGGCGAUCUGGUCCUGCAGCAUGGUCGGCCAGUCGAUGACUGCGUUAUAACCUCGUAGUCGUCGAUGUCGGUUCCAGUAAACAUCGACGAUGCAGCAUCGAACUCGUUCGACGACCGGGAUGCCUUUGACUGCUCGUCAAUAGCGCUGCCUUCACGUGCGCCAAUAGCGCUGCCUUCACGAUGCGCCAAUUGGCUUGCUUAUCGGCAGGUGUGUCCUUACUAUCUUUGGCAUCUGUCGGUGGAUCAAGCGAGUCUCCGGUCUCAGCACGCUGUUCUUUGGUCCGCGCUCUUGCCCAACCCAGCCCGCUGGAUAUUCGGGUGCAUCGGACGGUAUUAGUGGCUUCGAAGGAGGAGGCACCUGGCUAGGGCUAUCCAAAUCAAGGCGACCACGGGAGCUGUUGCAUGAAGGUACAAGAUCCGUAGAUUGCCAAGCCUCAGAGGGCUCUGACGCUGGC
Molecule: messenger RNA, 480 nt
Organism: Linderina pennispora
Lineage: Eukaryota; Fungi; Kickxellomycota; Kickxellomycetes; Kickxellales; Kickxellaceae
Exons: 1
Coding region: 90-362 (90 amino acids)
Source: RefSeq, a predicted model, not a curated record